Messenger RNA from Stegodyphus dumicola, 2421 nucleotides. RefSeq lists its product as uncharacterized. Lineage: Eukaryota; Metazoa; Arthropoda; Arachnida; Araneae; Eresidae. The record is from RefSeq and is a predicted model, not a curated record.
AUGGAAGCUAAAGAAGCUAUUAAACUUGAAAAGAAGAUUCACAGAGCUGCUUUUACAAAAGCCUUCAAUGUUUUAGAAGAAAUUUUAAAGAAAAGUGAUAUAAAUUCUUCUGAAUUACAGUCGGAGCUUAAUGUUUUUGUUUCGAAAGCUCAACGUUUGGAAGAUACGCAAGUACGUUAUCUUAGCACACUGUCCGGAAACGAAAUUGAAGCAGAAUUUUAUAUUAUUGAAGAUUAUCGUGACAAGGCCGUUAGAAUCGAAACUAAAGUGAAAGAUAUUCUUCAGAAUCUACAAAAUGUAAGUACUUCAAAUUUAAUUUUGAAUCAAUCUGUUAAUGAGAAUGUAUGUAAGCGUACAUUUAAACUUCCAAAGCUUGAAUUACGAAAAUUUGAUGGGGAAAUUAAGGAAUGGUUAUUUUUUUGGAGUCAAUUUGAAAAAACUGACAAAGAUACUACGAUUUCUGAUAGUGAUAAAUUUCAAUAUUUAUUACAAGCGACUGUUGAGGGUUCGCGUGCAAGGGAGGUUAUAGAAAGUUUUCCCCCUACAACUGCUAAUUAUCCCAAGGUCAUAGAAUGUUUGAAGGCUCGUUUUGGUCGAAAUGACUUGCAAGUGGAAGUUUAUGUGAGAGAAUUGUUGAAAUUGGUCCUGAAAAAUGCAAAUUGUAUUGAAUCUUACUUGCCUGAGGAUUUUUUAAGAGCCUAUCAAAGAAGUGCAAAUGCUGACCAUGGUGCAGACCCUAAAUGUAGACUGGACAGUUUAUUAAAAUUUUUGAAAUCAGAAGUAGAAUCCGAAGAACGCAUAAGUUUAGCUAUGGCUGGCUUUGGUUUGAAGAACGAAGUGACCUGUGGGAUUAAAUCUAUUAAAACUGUUCACGAUCGACCAUUAACGGCAGCAAGUUUAAUGAGUACUGAUUCUUCCGCUAAGAAGUGCGUGUUUUGCAGCGGAAAACAUGAUUCAUUUAAUUGUUUUAAGGCUCAAAAAAUGACAUUUUCAGAGAGGCAAAAACUCUUAAAAGAUAAAGGGCACUGCUUUCGAUGUUUAAAGGCUGAUCAUUGUGCAAAUAAAUGCAGGAGUUCUAUUAAAUGUGCAAUUUGCCAUAAAAGCGUAAUUAUGUGUUUGGAAUUGCUUAAAAAUAAAACAAAUGUUAAGAAGCCUAUGUUAAACAGUAAUGAAAAAGAAACUAGCAAGGAAGAAAGUUCUGUAAAUCUUUCUAGCGUUAGCAACACACCACAAGUACUUUUGCAAACCCUGAAAGUAAAAAUAAUUGGAAAUAAUUGUACACUUUGUGUUCGAGCUUUAUAUGACACAGGAUCUCAAAAAUCGUAUUUAAGGAAGAAUUUAAUUUCUUCUCUAGGGCUGAUACCUUCUAGAAAACAGAUUUUAAGCCACGCCCUUUUUGGAGGAGAACGAACACCUGAAAAUGUGCAUAAUGUCUACAAAAUUAAGCUAAAGAGUUUACACGAUAAUUUUAAUUGUACUUUUGAUAUUUAUGAGCAAGAUACAAUUUGUGAUGCUGUACCUUCUGCCUUAAAUGGGCCAUGGAUUAAAGAGCUCAGGUCCAUGAAUAUACCAUUUUAUGACACUGAAGAUUCAUCAGGGCCUAUUGAUCUUUUAAUUGGUGCAGAUGUGGCUGGUCGACUUUUCACCGACAGAAAAAUAGUACUUUCUAGUGGUAGUGUAGCCAUAGAAACUUACCUGGCCUGGACAUUGAUUGGUAAAACAUCAGUGAAUGCUGAAAGGGAAGAUAAGGCGAUGACGAUUGUAACAAUGUUUGUGAAAGAUGCCAAUAUUUCUGACCUUUUUUCCUUAGACAUCUUAAGAAUAUCUGAUCUAGUCGAACACUUUCUUCCGCACCGACCUGUAGUCCAGGAACAUGGUACUACCAAAGUACGUCCAGUGUCCGAUGCGUCUGCUAGGCAAAUUGGAUCUCCAUCUUUGAAUCAGUGUCUAGAAUCCGGUCCCAAUUUAUUAGAACUCAUUCCAAGUCUCCUUCUGAUAUUUAGAGAAUUUAAGUAUGGUGUUAUUGCAGAUAUUGAAAAGGCCUUUUUGCAAGUGAGCGUUCGGCCGGAAGAACGAAACUAUUUGAGAUUCUUCUGGUGGAAUGAUAGCGACUGUAAAGAAGUUAAGGUAAUGCAACACAACAGAUUGGUCUUUGGUGUAAAGAGCAGCCCUUUUCUUUUGGGAGCAGUUUUAGAUUAUCAUUUGGGAAAACAUUUGAAUGAUGCCAGAUAUAAUCAAGAUUAUGUUAAGAUUCUUAUUUCGAGUUUCUAUGUUGAUAAUUUAGUAACGAGCUUAAAUGAUACAUGUGAUAUAUUACCCUUCAUUGAAACGUCUCAAGCCAUACUGAGUGAGGGAAAAUUCAAUUUGAGAGAUUGGCAGUACACUAAUGAUAAUGGUCCUGAACCAUUUACUUCUGUAUGA